UGUAGCAGAUACAGAGCAGGUCCUGGUGGGGCAGUCACUGCUGUUGUGUUGUGUGUGGAGAUCUCUCAGAGCAGCAGCCCCUGAUCAUGUGACUCCUCCUCCUCCCUGUGACUGAUCACAUGACGGUGACAUCAUCGCAGGUCCUGUAAGCACACGGCUCCUCUACAGAUACAGGUUUCUCCAAUCCAGGAUCCUCUGCUGAUGUCUUCUAUAUAAGAGAAUUCUCCUGGAUGACCCAUCAACCAUGGAGAGAGACAGGAACAAGAUGGCCGACAGGAUCAUAAACCUCACCCUACAGAUACUCUUCCGUCUUACUGGAGAGGAUUACACAGUAGUGAAGAAGUCCUCUAGUGGGCGCAGUCACUCCCUGAUACAUGAGGAAAUGGAUGAACAGAAGAUCCGAGAACUCAUCAACAAGAUGAUGGAGCUGCUGACUGGAGAGGUUCCUAUAAGGUGUCAGGACGUGGCGGUCUAUUUUUUCCAUGGAGGAGUGGGAGUAUGUAGAAGGACACAAGGAUCAGUACAAGGAUCAGGUCAUGAUGGAGGAUCAGCAGCCCCUCACAUCACCAGUCAGAUCCAGUAAGAGAACAGCACCAGAGAGGUGUCCCCGUCCUCUUGAUGAGAAGAAUAUGGAGGACAUUACCACAGGGAAAUAUCUGAUCUAUAUUAAUCCUACAGAUAUAAAAGAUGAAGAUACAGAUGUGAGCGGUGAUAAGCAGUAUAAGGAGGACAUUCCUACAGGGAAAGAUCUGACCUAUAUUAAUCCUACAGAUAUAAAAGAUGAAGAUACAGAUGUGAGCGGUGAUAAGCAGUAUAAGGAGGACAUUCCUACAGGGGAAGAUCUCAUCUCGAUUAAUGCUACAGACAUAAGGGAAGAAGAAGAGACAGAUGUGAGCAGUACUGAGCAGUAUAAGGAGGACAUUCUUACAGAGAAAGAUCUGAUCUAUAUUAAUAUGACAGAUAUAAAGGAAGAAGAGGAGACAGAUGUGAGCGGUGAUGAGCAGUUUAAGGGGGACAUUCCUACAGGGAAAGAUCUGAUCUAUAUUAAUGCUCCAGACAUAAUAGUAAAAGUAGAAGAAGAGACAGAUGUGAGCGGUGAUGAGCAGUAUAAGGAGGACAUUCCUACAGGUAACCGCCCAGAUUCUUGUACCAGGAGAUCAGAGGAGAAUCUUAUAUCUUCAGAUUAUAAAGCAGAUGAUGAUAUCACACAAGAUACAUAUGAAGAACAUUCCAUUAUCCCAGAUACACCCUCAGCCCUUCACAGCCAAGAUCUGUCAUCUCAUCCUUAUAUACAGGUCCUGUCUUCUCAGUCAUCACAGGAUGUUCAGCAAAAUAAAAGUCACAGAAGGGGUGUUGGACAUCAAUGAGCUCAUACAGGAAGGAAACCAUAUUCAUGCUCAGAAUGUGGGAAAUGCUUUAUUUCUAAAUCAAGUCUUGUUAGACAUCAGAGAUAUCACACAGGAGUGAAGUCAUUUUCAUGUUCAGAAUGUGGGAAAUGUUUUCCU
Molecule: messenger RNA, 1505 nt
Organism: Hyla sarda
Lineage: Eukaryota; Metazoa; Chordata; Amphibia; Anura; Hylidae
Exons: 6
Coding region: 483-1367 (294 amino acids)
Source: RefSeq, a predicted model, not a curated record